AAUCGGAAGAAGAAAGGAAGAAGAAGAAGAAGGAGAAAGGGGGAGGGAGGCCGUCUUCCCGGCUCCUCCCCCGCCGCGUCCCCCCCUCCCGGGGGCCGGGGCGAAGCGACUCUUACGGCGGCGAGAUUUGGGAGCGCAGUGGCGCUAUAUAAGCCGAGGCAGAGAAGGGCAAGCGAGGAAGGCAGAGAGACAGACCCGGCGGCUUAAGGCAUCCGGCAAAGUCAGCAGACGGCUCCGUGGGGAGAGAAGCCGAAGCAGAGUCUUUUCUUUCCUCCGGGUCUGCUCUCUAGUCGUGUUCACACGUGCAGCUUGGCGCUCUUCUGUCUGUCUCCCCCGCGGUUGUUCUUUCUCUCUUCCGUUCCUGCUCCUGCCUUCCGAUGCCUCCCAAUCUCACCGGCUACUACCGAUUCGUCUCCCAGGACAACAUGGACAACUACCUUCGUGCCUUAGGUAAGCGCCAGUCUCUCUCUCUCUCUCUCUCUCUCUCUCUCUCCUUGCAUUGCAGGGGGUUGGACUAGAUGACCAUGGGAGGGGGGGUGUCCCUUCCAGCUCUAGAAUUCCGGGAUUCUGUUAUUCUCUCUCACACACUCAUUCCCCCUUCCACACCAACCCCACAAACUCUGAGAAUGAAUUUAAGGCAAUGCUUAAUAUUCCCUCCCAAACCCCCAUGAAGACCUAACUUGAAGAUCUGGAACAUAUAUAAAAACAUUAACUGGAGCAUGUGCAGAGUGCCUUUGGGGCCCCACAUGAGAUCCUGCAGCUGGGCCCCACACAUUCUUGCAUUAGGACCGGGGUCCCUUCUUCCAGGAUGCUUCAGUGAUGCUUUUUCAAGAUCUUGUCAUCUGAGACCAAAGCAACUUAGCAUUUAUGUGGUAAUUUUGAAGGGUCUAGAGUUGGCUACCAACUUGGCAAUCCUUACCACAGGUCUGUAAGGUAGGUCUGUAUUAUUAACCACUGUAUUGCAAAUGGGAGAGUGUGUUCAUGGCAUGAAUGAGACUCAAAUAAGGACUUCCUGAGAUGUAGCUCAGUUUCUAGGCAAGCUGGUGAGGGAAAGAAUGCACAGAUAUUAAAAUAAUUGUUUUUUAAAUGCUAUAUUUAAUUGCAUUUUUACUUGAUUUUACUAUGUUGGCUGCAUCUGGGGAGGGAAGAUGGGGUGUAAGUUUCAAUAUACAUGCCUGAGACGGAUGUGUUCUUGUGUCUAUCCUCCUGAUAGCUCAGUCAGUAGAGCAUGAGACUCUUAUUCUCACGGUCAUGGGUUCGAGCCCCACGUUGGGCAAAAGAUCCCUGCAUUGCAGGGGUUGGACUAGAUGACCCUCGUGGUCCCUUUCAGCUCUAUGAUUUGAUGAUUCCUUCCUUACUAAGGGUUGGGCAAGGUGGCUUCAACACUGGAGAACUUUUCUACAGCAAGGGCUAAGUAACAAGAAAGGCCAUUGCUGUUUCUGUAUACAGUGGUACCUCGGGUUAAGAACUUAAUUCGUUCUGGAGGUCUGUUCUUAACCUGAAACUGUUCUUAACCUGAGGUACCCAUUUAGCUAAUGGGGCCUCCUGCUGUCGCUGUGCCGCGGCGGCGUGAUUUCUGUUCUCAUCCUGAGGUAAAGUUCUUAACCUGAGGUACUAUUUCUGGGUUAGCGGAGUCUGCAACCUAAAGUGUAUGUAACCCAAGGUACCACUGUACUAAGCUGUUACAGUCGUACCUCGGAUCUCAAACACCUUGUCUUCUGAACAAAUCGGCUCCGGAUGAUCGAAACCUGGAAGUGCAUGUUCCAGUUUUUGAACGACUUUUGGAAGCCAAACAUCUGGCGCAGCUUCCACAGCUUCCAAUUGGCUGCAGGACGCUCCUGCAGCCAAUCGGAAGCCAUGCCUUGGUUUUCGAACAGACUCCCAGAACGCAUUCUGUUCAAGAACCAAAGUACAACUGUACUUCUCCUUCUGCAUCACAAUUGCAUGCACACACACUGCCCUGAUCUAUCCAACUUAUUUUCUCACACUGUCGUAUGUUAGACAUCAAUGUCGCUCUAAGGAAGCUGGUUUGCCUCUUGAAGCCGGAGAAGGAGAUCAUCCACAACGGAAACCACAUGACCAUCCGCACGUUGACUUCGCUUCGGAAUUACAUCAUGGACUUUGACCUUGGGGUUGAGUUUGAAGAGGACUUGGGACCGGUGGAUGGACGCAAGUGCCAGGUAAGAAGUGGAAGCUUGUCUGCCCUUGGACUGCGGGAAGAGACCCGUUUGGUGGCCAUCCAUGAGAGAGAUUGCAAGAGGAGAGUUAUAGUGUCGACAUGGCUUCACACACAUUGAUUCUUGGCCUUGAGUUGUGCUCAGGGGCAGAGGAAGGGGAGUGCGGUUGGUGCAGGCUGCCCCAGGUGUCACCACUGAGGGGGGUGACAAAAUGCCAGGCGGCACUCACCGCAGGGCCUGCAGUGCACCCGAGCCAGGCAUCUCUCCUGGGAGUGACGUGGUAGCUUGGGCUCCCGCAGGCUCCGCGCUGCUCCAAACUGUCUGCCUGGCAGAGCAUCCUGCCCCAGCUUGCCCCACCCCACGGGCAGCUGGCCCUGUCCCCGGGCGCAGGGCACACACGCUGCCCCAGGCGCCCAGCCGGCUUUCUCUGCCACUGGUUGUGCUGGCUCAGCAGUGUUGUCAAAAUUUCUGUUCACCUGACAAGCAGAAAGAAGCACAUUUGUGCAAAUAAAAUCCAGUCAGUAGAGCAGCCUACUCACAUGGAAAGGAGUUAAACAACACACACACACACACACACACACACACACACACACUUAUAUAUGGAAGGCGUAAUAUUUAUCUCCAUGUGUUGGAGGUGCAGAAAUGCCUAUUCAUAACAUCUCCUCCUGUGUUGCACUGUUCACACAAGGAGACAACUGAACUCACGUGAGUUGCUUGUGCCAACUGAAUCUUAUUUGUUGCCCAAACUAGGCUCCAUGUCAAGCCUGCACGACUUGUAGCACAACUGCUACCUCUAGUGAACUCUCAGAUGCUUGACAAGGCCUGUCUCUUUUGCAUACAUGCAGCAAAACAAACUUGUUGACCUCUUGUGGGCACUUUUCAUCUUUGUGAGUCAUGGUUUCACUAGGGCUGUGCUUCUGAUACACCAGCAGCCUGGUUUUGGGAAAGGAUGUGUCUGGAACAAAAACAUCUUUCAGUGUCUCCCUCUCUUUCCGAGGUGGCUUUUAUUAGGAGCUCAGUAUUCAGUAUUCAGUAUUUUAUUAGGAGCUCAGUAUGUAUAUUGUGUAAAUUUUUGGAGAGCCAGUGUGGUGUAGUGGUUAAGAGUGGUAGACUCGUAAUCUGGGGAACCGGGUUCGUGUCUCCGCUCCUCCACAUGCAGCUGCUGGGUGACCUUGGGCCAGUCACACUUCUUUGAAGUCUCUCAGCCCCACUCACCUCACAGAGUGUUUGUUGUGGGGGAAGAAGGGAAAGGAGAAUCUUAGCCGCUUUGAGACUCCUUCGGGUAGUGAUAAAGCGGGAUAUCAAAUCCAAACUCUUCUUCUUCUUCACACCAGCUCCAGUCUAGGAGUGGGGCAACUUCGUUUGUAACUGCCAGAGAUGUUACACCCUUUUAGGAGAACUCCGUUUUACAAAUGAGGGAUAGACAAACACUCCAUCAAUGGCAAAGCACAGCAAAUAAAAUGAAGGCACAGCCUCAAAUAAAAGUUUUGGAAAUAAAGGCCAUGGGCAGAGGAAGUAGUAGUAAUAGUAGAAAUAAUUUUUGAAAGCUAAUGAAGGGUUUGUCAAGCAUUCAAAGUUGCUGGCUUUCUUUUUGGUAAUUUGAAUGGCAUUGGAAGCUAGGCCCAUAUUAUCCCCAGAUGGGGGUCUGAGAGUGAGUAGCUUGUCUAACGAGAUUAUAACAAAGCCAGUCAAUGAACUUUGUAUUAAUUUGCUUUUACAGUGGUGCCUCGCAAGACGAAAUUAAUUUGUUCCGCGAGUUUUGUCGUCUUGCGGUUUUUUCGUCUUGCGAAGCACGGUGUCGGGAAAGUUUUGGAAAAGCUUCAAAAAUCACCAAAGUCUUUAAAAACCUCAAAAAAGGCUACCACACUGCGUUCUAUGAGUUGCUCCUCGAAGUCAAGUCGCAACUGUAUUAAUGGUGUUAAGAAAAAGGAAACAAACUUGCAAGACGUUUCCGUCUUGCGAAGCAAGCCCAUAGGGAAAAUCGUCUUGCGAAGCAGCUCAAAAAACAAAAAACCCUUUUUUGACAAAAAAACCUUUUUUUGUCUUGCGAGGCAUUCGUCGUGCGAGGUACCACUGUAUUACUAAAUGUAUACUGCCUCCAGAUCUUGGAACAGUGGCUAAAAAUUGCAUUUGAUAUCUGUGGGGUUAAUGGGAGAAUUUCUUAUCAAGAGUUCUUUGCCUAAAACCAGCCAUGGUUGUUUUCACACCUGAAUAAAAUAAUAAUAUAGCCCUUCUGGAAGCAGUUACUGGGGUAGCUGUACUCCACCAGUUAUAUCUCAACUUCAGGUCGUCUCACCAUUACUGCUUCCAUUUCUGGAACUCAUCAUGCAAUGCCUCUCCCUUGAUUGAAUACAGUGGGACCUUGGUUGCAGAAUGUCUUGACUCCCGAACAAAUUGGCUCCCAAAUGCCGCAAACCUGGAAGUGAGUGUUCUGGUUUGUGAACGUUUUUUGGAAGCCAAAUGUCCGACACAGCUUCUGCUUGAGUGCAGGAAGAUCCUGCAGCCAAUUGGAAGCCACUCCUUGGUUUUUGAACAGUUUCAGGAGUCCCGGAAUGGAUUAAGUUUGACAACUAAGGUACCACUGUAUUGUUAUUGUGGGUUGGGAUGAUUUGUGUUUUGUUUUAUUUUUUAAAAAAGUCAUCCCACUGCUAUAGAUUAAGAACUAUUUUUUAAAAGGGAGGCAUGUGGUUGAUAUCGGGGGUAGGAAAACUGCCCUCCACCAGAGGCUGCUACCUGAAGCAACUGUCUGCCCCUUACUAUAAUGUUAUUUUGAUAUUUUAAAGCUUGGCAAGAAAAAUAAUAAUUGUUGGCUUCUAUUUUAUUUUUUUUAUUGCUGGCUUACUCUUCAAGCAAUGGUCACUGUCCUGGAAUAGCCAUCAUUUAUUUAGUUGUUCUGUCUUUUACUCCUUCCUUGCCACAAAAUUAUACAGGAAGAAAGUUGAAAUGCAGCCCACCUAGCUCAAACUGAAAUCUUAGCAAUGUGAGAAGACUUCUGUCGUGCACAUCUGGACACUCUUUCUCAAAAGUAGCUCCCUCCUUGUGGAACUUCCUGUACUCAAUAGCUGGGUCCUUUCAGGUGAGCAGUAGGGUUGGAAUUUUUGGCAGACACAGCCCUAAGGCAUAAAGGUAAAGGUAAAGGGACCCCUGACCAUUAGGUCCAGUCGUGACUGACUCUGGGGUUGCGGCGCUCAUCUCGCUUUAUUGGCCGAGGGAGCCGGCGUACAGCUUCCGGGUCAUGUGGCCAGCAGGACUAAGCCGCUUCUGGCGAACCAGAGCAGCGCACGGAAACGCUGUUUACCUCUCCGCCAGAGCAGUACCUAUUUAUCUACUUGCACUCUGACGUGCUUUCGAACUGCUAGGUGGGCAGGAGCAGGGACCGAGCAAUGGGAGCUCACCCCAUCGCGGGGAUUCGAACCACCAACCUUCUGAUCGGCAAGUCCUAGGCUCUGUGGUUUAACCCACAGCGCCACCUGUGUCCCUGUCCUAAGGUAUAGAUGGUGUUAAAUCAGCAGGCUAUAGAACAAACUCGUUCAUUCAGAUACUUGGGUGUACUCUAUUGAAAUCCUCUCUUGGAAGCGCCGUACGGAGGCAGUGAAAGUCAAAGCACAGAAAAACAUAGGGGCAUUGAUGGAGUUCUGUUACGAUAAGGAUGGGCAGCUGAUUGAACCUGCCCAAAAGAUAUUUGGUGGCAAAGUGCUUAUUCAAAUACUCUGUGGCAUUGAAAUCUGGGGCUCUGGUUUGAAUUCCAUUAAAGUUUUGGAUCAGUAAAUCUUCUUCAUACAGAAUCUGGGUGGCCAAUAAUUAAGGCAAGAGCGAACUCGCUCAGUUAAAGUAUAUUUUAAAAAUUGCUGCUGUGCCUGUUGAGCAUUUUCCUGCUCUGUGCUAUAUGGAAUUAGGAGAUAACCAACACUGGAAAGCAGCUUGUCAAUAUAUAUAUAUAUAUAUAUUUUACUUUUAAUUUAAAAUUUAAAAUUUAAUUUAAAAUGCAGUAAAAUAGCUACAUACAAGUUCAAUAAAACAGAGAAUACAACACAAAGCAACACAUAAUGUAACAAUAGCAUUUCCAAAGCUUUUUGAGCUUGUCAAGAUGUUUUAGAUUAUUGUUGUUUUCCAGAAAUGAGCUAUGCUUUGACCUUGAAUACCGUAAGUGUCAACUAAGGGAUUGGUGCUUCUGAAUCGAAUCAAGAGGGGACCUGAAACUAAUUAGAAACACCAUAUUUUCCACACUUGAGAACAGAGCAUUUUAGACCUAGUUAUCUGACCAAACUCUCACCGGCUUCCUUAGGAAAUGCCUUUAUUGAGCUGUGUUUCCAAGUGAUACCCAUUGCAGUCUUGGGUGGCUGCUACAACGAGGUCCCCGUACAUGGACAAACUUUGUAUUUGUGGUCAUCCUCAGGUGGAAGACAUCAUAAUCUGUUAGCCCGCCCCUUAUAUUUAGACCCAAGAGAUCACUUUCUGAAACCUUUGUUCACACAAGCAAGCAGGCACACCUUGGCAGAAAUGGUCUGGUUUUCUUUUGAGUGACAAUGAUAGCUUCAUAACACAGAGAGUGACUCUCUUAAGUACUGGCUGCAAAAAAAGGAGCGGUGAAGGAAAAAGGAGUUAGAUAAAAUUGUUGUAAAUUGUUGUGGUGACUCAGAGGUUUAAUUUGAAGUCAAGCUGGAUUUGCGUUUGUUGGUGUCUUUGGCAACCUCUCUCUUACAUCAUGGAUGUUGGCUUGAAUUAUGGAUGUUUGACCCGUAUUGUUCUAUCGGUACUGUUGCUGCAGGUUUGCCAUGGCCUUUGGCUACAACAAUAAACUUAUAUUUAAAAUAAUAAAAUUUCAACUCCAUGCUGAAACCUAAUCAUUUUGUACUGGGGAGCCACGUUAACAUUGGCCAUUAGAGAGACAUUAAAUUGAACAAAGAGAACUCUGAUCCUCUUUUUAAAUUCCAUUUUAACAAUUGACACAUCAAAUUCAGGAAAACAAUCUAGAAAAAGCCAUAGAAUUAAAGCAACUGAAUUGUUGCCGGAGACCAAGUGGUCAGCCUUGGGUAAAAAGAAAAAAAAUGCAAAGAUUUGGGAAGUCAUAUCUUGGAAGUUUAUUUCUGCCAUACGCAUAAGUUUUAACCAAUAAUCAGAGAGAUGGUGGUUUGUUUGUUUGCUUUGGGGCUAUUUGUAUACCAUCAUUCAGCCGAAACAGUUCCCAGGGUGGUUUACAAGCAAAAGACAGGCUCCCAUUUCAAUUCAUAAUAAAAACCAAAGGUACCCUGGGAUGCCUGAAAUAGCCUUUAGGACCUUAUUCUGAAAUGAUUCCAAGUUGGGCCAUAAAAGCACCAGACUCCUGGGCUGUCUAGAAGCUGUGGCUAUAAUCUAGCUAUCAUGAUUUAAAAAGUGGAACAUAUUGUUUUCUCCAGUAGGUUCUACACAAUUUCAGGACCACAGCAACCCUGUUCUAUUUUUGUGUGUGUCCUGUUUGAUCAAAUGGCCUUUCCAGAAAGCAAAAUCCACAGACAUUGGUAAGAUUUGACCAUACUACUCAGCAUUUAUAGGGCUCUUGAGUGUUGAGAUUCCUUCGUUAUUUUGAAACAUUUACAACAGCCUUGUAAGGUAUAUCAGUGUUAUCCCCACACUGUGGACUGGGAGCUCCCUAGUGAGUUCAUGGCAGAGGUCUGCAAAUCAGCCUGUUACCUACUACAGCCAUACCUUGGUAGUUGAACGCCUUAGUUAUUGAACAAAUCGGCUCCCGGAUGUUGCAAACCCGGAAGUGAGUGUUCCAGUUUGCGAACGUUUUUUGGAAGCUGAAUGUCUGAUGGGGCUUCUGGGGCUUCGGGAAGCUCCUGCAGCCAAUUGGAAGCUGUGCCUUGGUUUUCGAACCAUUUCGGGAGUUGAACGGACUCCCAGAAUGGAUUAAAUUCGAGAACCAAGGUACGACUGUACUUCUAUCCAGUUUAUCCAGCUCUGUGUUUUUUUUAUAGUAAAGUGGAUCUGUCACAUGCUCUACACCACCCUAGAAUUGAAGGCGUAUUCUGUUAGCUAACGAUAUUGCCGUCUCUGCUUUCUCUUGCCCUCCCCCCCCUUCAGACAACCGUCUUCUGGGAUGGAGAUCAGUUGGUGUGUGAACAGAAAGGAGAGAAACGAAAUCGAGGCUGGAGACACUGGCUAGAAGGGGACCAGCUGCAUCUGGUGAGGAAGGGCAGCCUGAGAAGCUUGCCCCAAGCACAGAGGAAGCCUUUAGGCGAGGCAGUUGGGAGUUUUCUGAGGCUUAGCAUGGGCCAGCCCUCUCCUUCUAUAGCUCCGGUCCUGAAAAGCCACAGCUAGGCCCCAUGAGUUAUGCCUGUCAUCUAUGGAGGCAAUGGCCCCUUGACAAAAACAUCCUUUCCCAAGAGUUCAAAAGUUGACUUGGCUGAGCUCAGUGGGAGCCACCCAUUGUCCUGCAUCUUCCUUGAAAUUUGACCUCAGCUCCUGGGGCUUUCUGUAAGGGAGCGGGGAAAUGAUUAAGUCAAAACACAGCACCUCUGUGCAUGACACUCUUUUAAAAAACGGCUUUAGUGUUGCUCACAAGCUCUGUGCAUUGCCCGUGCAGGAUCUCCACACAACUGCCAACGCAACAAUGCUGGUAAACUGUUUCAAGGGGAGGGCGAAGCAGUGAUUCACAGAAGGUGUCCAUGGCGUCUCAUUCUGUGCCUUCCAUUAAUUCACGGCAUCUCCCACUGCCAUCACCCUCUGCUACCUCAAGUAUGAAGGGAUGACCGCCAUCUGUGCUGGAUAACUGUACCAGAGGCUUGGGGGGAAAGCUCAGCUGCAGAUGCCUGUUGUAUUCAUGGAGAGUCUCUCGCAGGUCCAUGAAGUUGCACAGGUGAAAUGAUUUAACAGGGAGUAAAAACAUCUGCCUUGCUCUCAAGAGUUAGGCUACAAAAUGAAUUUAUUCAAAGUGUUCAGAGAGAUGCUUGAAAUCAGAAGACAUCUGCUAAAUACAAAAACAACGAGCUGUUGUGGCAUUUUUUUAAAAAAAUAAUUUUUAUUAAAUUUCCAUUUAACAAACCAAUCAUAUCAUAUUAGUUAUUCCAAAUUAUAUCAAUAUAAACCAUAAACUCCAAAUAUUCAACCGAAUUUUAAUUUUUUUUGUUGGGGGUACCCAUGCUUCGAGUUCAGUAAGGAUCCAAUCAUCUCAUAUUUCUGCUGCUUUGAUAUUCACAAGUCCCAUCUUCCCAUCUCCUUAUUGUUAUCGUAUUUCUUCUUAAUAACCUCUGAGUUGUAUCCACAGGCGAGUUGAAGCAAGCAUUAUUUAUGUUUCUGUGUGAACUUUUGUAAUGCUCUCCUGUAAUUCAUCUCACGCUGAUCCAAAAGUCCUGUUCAAGCGGCCAGCACCAUUUUCGUCAGUUCCGAUGAAAUACAGUCUAAGCGUCUGCUCCUUAAUUUUUCCAGACCAGUUGCACCAUAAAUCAGUCUUUCCAGGGGAGUUUUUGCCCAUUCAGAUAUACAAUCCAAACAUGAUAGCAGAACAGUGGCUCGCCUCCCCCUUUGACUGUAAAUCUCGCAACAAAGCCUGUCUCAUAAUGGCGGAUCCCAAAAUAACUGCGCCACAGGAAAGCCUUUCGUUCUUUCCAGGUCUUCCACAAAACAAAGCCUUUGGUUAAUAUUUUUAUUUCCACACAGUUUAUUUCCAAUCUCACUUGCUGUCAAUCAUGUGACAGUUCUUCUAGGGGAGGGGUUGUUAGGUAAAUCAUAAUGAAAAAGAAAGAAAGUCCCCCCUCCUUUCCGUUCCGUUUCAACAUACCGGCAUAGCUGUCAUUCUUUGAUGUAAUCUUCUGUUCAUUCCGUCCCACCACUCUCAACUUCUCAGUGGUAGAUUUAAUUAUCAGAUAAUACAUCCUUACUUCACUCGAAACAUGUGUAUUUACUUUCUCCAAUUAUUUUAUCUUAAGCAAUGCAACUAGUUUCGCUCUUGGAAGUAGCGUCCGGGAGAUCCAGAACUCGCUCGAGGGCUUUCCGUCCAGUGCCCCCACCCCCUCCUUCUUUCGAUCUCGGGGGUGAUUUAUGGGCAACUGCGGGCAAGGCAGCAUCUUCCCAUCCCCUGGGAAAAUCAUGGGAGGCUGAUAUACUCCCAUAAUCAGCCCCUAAAUUACCUCGUGUGAGCCGGAGAGAUGGUAUUGUCGGCCAUCUUCCAAGGCGCCCUUAGCGGGCCCCCCGGCAUCUUAAAGCCUACAAUACGAUACGAUACGAUAAUAAAAUAAAAUAAAAUGCCAGUUCUGGCACAAAGCACUUUUCUUGUUGCUGUUAGCUUAUUAUUGCAUAUAAGCUAAAUACAGUGGUUUUUUAAAAAAACUAAGCUGAGUAACAUUAACUUUGGAGAAUGAAGCCACAGCACUAAUGAUGGAAGUGCGUGUUCAUUCACUCACGUGAUUGGCUUGAACUGCAUGUCUACAAUUUUAUCUGCUAAAAUGCUUUAUACAAAAAAGCCUCCAAUGGCCAGAUUUACUUUGCCUUGCUGAUCUUCCUUGGUGACAUGCAACUAUUAAUGUCUGUGAGAUCCAAGCAGAGCAAAUUGCCCAAGUGCAAGGGGAGGGUCGAAUUUCAUUUGGCUGUUAAAAUGCUUCUGAAUGGGCUCUUCCUAUACUACAGAAAGAAUUUGCGAACCAUAUAUCCCAGGCAGUAAAACUUCCUGUUUUUAAGAACAAGUAGCUCAUGAGUUGCCAUUAAGGGUGGGAUACAGAACUGAUUGUGUGUACGAGUAAACUGGUAGGAGAUGCUCUUUAAUAUAUGCCAUUGAAAAAUGAAUGUGAGCUGCCACUACUGUACAGCUGAGGGAUUUCAGUUUCUUUCAGCGACUUCUGUGCAGGAGAGCUUCCUGGUGGAUCGUGUCCAUAGAGGAGGUCCACACAGAGAACACUGGUCAGGCAAUGGAUUAUCACUCGGAGUUUGCACACAAGAUGCUUGAAGCAGAAGCUCCAUUUGAGCAGCCUCCCCCCCCCCCCGCAUGUCAAGAUGCAUGUCAUUAUUGGUAUAGACAUUAAAGUAUUCAAAAGUCAGCACCACAAUUGCUCUUAAAAUGCAAGUAAUUGCUGUAUUUUAAUUUCAGAAGCAGGCCCUGGAACCUUGCUAUUAUUCUUCCCUGCUCCCAAGCAGCAGUCCUACACUUAAAUUUGCUGUCUCGACGCUACUUGCGUCAUGUUGUGUGACUUGAGUGUUGUCAAUCCAGGACAAAAAACACAAAAGAGAAAUUGGACGUACAUGGUAGCCGAAAUGGGUUUUUCCAUUAUUGUUAUGAGCUGUUUUAAGUUUCACAAAUGAAAAAUGCUCCAAAGGUCUCAGGCCUAAAGAGUCUCUUCCCUCACUCUUUUUUUCUUCUUUUUCUUUUCUCUCUCUCUCUCCUCCUAGCGCUUGACAGCAGAGGAUGUGGUUUGUGUCCAGGUUUUUCAGAAAGUGAAAUGAUUCUUAGCAGCAAGCGCUAACUUCUGGAUGCAACAGGCACUGGAGCCUCAAACUGGGACCAGAAUCGAGCCAUCAGCUUUUCAUUCCUUGUCCUGAACCUUCUCUUUUGGAUUAAAAUAAUACAGAUGACCAACA
Molecule: messenger RNA, 11726 nt
Organism: Podarcis lilfordi (Lilford's wall lizard)
Lineage: Eukaryota; Metazoa; Chordata; Lepidosauria; Squamata; Lacertidae
Source: the annotation of a GenBank genome assembly